Messenger RNA from Mandrillus leucophaeus (drill), 1653 nucleotides. RefSeq lists its product as uncharacterized. Gene Ontology annotation, molecular function: structural constituent of muscle. Gene Ontology annotation, cellular component: myosin II complex. NCBI's taxonomy places the organism in Eukaryota, Metazoa, Chordata, Mammalia, Primates, Cercopithecidae. The record is from RefSeq and is a predicted model, not a curated record.
AUGGCGGUGCUCCAGGUGUUCGGGGCCCCCAUGCUGGAAGAGCUACGCAAAGAACCUGUCACCAGCAGAGUUUGCCCAGGACGCUCCCCCAGCCUGGUCGCAGCCCUGUCCCAGACCUGGUGCAGCCCCUUCGUGCUCUGCGGGAAGCUGUGGACUGAGAGUGGUGUUUCUGAUGAAUGGGAGCUGCCCUGUCUGACUCCUGACGACCAUGCUGGUGGCUGGGGACGCUCAACGUCAAUCAAAGCCGAAGCACGUGGCAGUUCUCUGCCUGGGAGUCCCGCUAACGUGGCCGAUGUGGUGUCCUACUUCCAUGUGGCUCUUCAGCUUUUACCUCCACCGUCCGCCCUGACCCCGCGUCUGGACGGAAAACCGACCUGCAGAGCAGCUGGGCUGUCCAGUCAUGGGGCCGUCGAGAAAAGGCAACAGCAAAUCCACCCAGGGCCCCACGCUGAGUCCCUGACGAGCCUCAGACGUGCGUUCACCCCAACUCUAGAGCCCCCACAGCCCCUGCCCCAGGAUCUCACGCCUGCCCACUGUGGACACCCACAAUCGGGGGCUGCAGCCUCUGAGUUCACUGGGCAGAGCCUGGUGCCCCCAAGGGAGGAGCAGCGUCCACAGGCCAAGCCCUUGCGAGUGUCCCCUGUCCUGCCACACACACUGGCUCUGGCAGGCCACGUCCAGUUCCGCAGGGACCAGGCCUUGCCCAGGACAGUGGCGCCCGGCGAGAGGCGGCUUUGCCGUGGCCAGCAGGCAGCACCGUCUUGUUCUGGACAGGGCGCGGGUUACUAUGCAAACCAAACAAAGCACACACAGCCCGCGUGUGACCCGGAGCCAGGUCCGUCUCCUGUGCUCUGGAGCCCGUCGGAACCGUCUUAUGCUGCUACUGCCGCACGACGCGCACACACCCUCCCUGCUGGACCGCCCCUGCUGUCCUACACGUUACCUGACGUGGUCCCCAGAGAAACAGCUUGUGCAGCCAAGGACAGGGGAGUGAAGGCUCAGUACCCCCUCGCCGCCAAGUCUCUGCAAGCCAGGACGGCGGAAGCAGCCAGCAGCGUGGCUGGGAGCAACCACAGGAGGGCCCAGGACAGUGCCUACAGCCGCCCACAGCAGCUGGACCAGCGCCAGCAAGGGGAGAGAGUCCUGCCAGGCACAAGGAGCCCUGCACUGGUGGUGUGCUGGUGGGCACAGGUCCCCGAGGCUGCGAGCCUCAAGCUUCCCCCUGCAGCAGAGAACAAAGUCCCACCCAGUGGCUUCUCAGAGAUCCACGGUCGGCCUGCAGGCCUGGGAGCCAGGCUCUCCUACAACGAGGGCAGAGGCCAGAACCCCACCAAUGCCGAGGCGCUCGAGGUCCUGGGGAACCCCGAGAAUGAGGUGAAUGUGAAGGUGCUGGACUUUGAGCACUUCCUGCCCAUGCUGCGGACGGUGGCCAGGAACAAGGACCAGGGCACCUACGAGGAUUAUGUGGAAAGACGUCAGGUAUUUGACGAGGAAGGAAAUGGCACCGUCAUGGGUGCGGAAAUCCGGCACGUUCUUGUCUCACUGGGUGAGAAGACGACAGAAGAAGGAGGAGAGAUGCUGGUGGCAGGGCGUGAGGACAGCAGUGGUUGCCUCGACUCUGAAGUGCUCGUCUGCAGGGUGCUGAAUGGCUGA